AUGGCAGCAGAAGCUCAGAAAAUAGUGGUGAUCCAGGAUGCGUCGAAAGAUCUUGUUAGUUCGGGCACAAUUCAAUCAGUCCUGCAACACUUAUCACAUAACCCUGGGGAUGAACUUACACUUCUUGCAGUUCUUCACCAGGUUAAUAACCCUAGUACGUUAGCUGGGAGACUGUUGGGAUACAGGACCAAGAUGGAUUCAAGUUCAGUUUUCGGAACGAACCAGAAAGUCAUUGAGGAAGAGAUUGAGAGGAAAACAGAGGAGUAUCGUAACAAAGUGGAAAUUAUAAUGAUUUCCCAAAUAUGUGAAAGCGCAGAGAUUAAGUUCAACAUGGAGGUACUCGCUGGCUCGUCUCCAAAAAUGGUUGCUGCAAAUGCUGCCAAACGAUUAGGAGCAACAUGGGUUAUUCUCGAUAGGCAAAUGAAGAAGGACAAGCAAUUCUUCAUGGAGAAUUUGACAUGUGGUAUAUCCAGGAUGAAGCGUAACAGCUCUGUUGAAAAGCUGAGAGGGCCAAAACUAACUGAGACUAGCAACCCAGUACCUGAUAAUCGAAGCAAAUCAGCAUCUAGGAGACGUAUCAAAGAGCAUGUAAGAUAUGAUGAAAUGAUACCUGGAAGCCCGGAUGAAGAACUCUCUCCUAAAAAAACUCCAAGUCCUCCGAGUAUCAGUACCCGCAAAGAACAAGAUAGUGGACACCCAUGGCCUAAUUAUAGAAAAUCUACCUCAUCAUCAAGUGAUCAGCUGACAACUUCAAGCCUUGGGACUACUGCAACAUUUCAAGAACAAGAAGGCAGUGCAAAUACCGCAAGAGGUAAAACAGCAGUCCCACCUCCAAUUGCAUGGAGGCAAAUGAGGGAUCAUAAGGAAACAUACAACGCUGUGAGCCAAGAUGAACCUAAACAACACAGCUACAAGAAUGAUUGGAUUGGAGAAUUUCAAGCAGAUGAGGAUUUUAAGAAUUCAAUCUGCACAUUUUGCAAUAAUCAGCGGCCAAAGAUUGGAUGGAAGAGAGAUUUUACUUAUGCAGAACUUCAAGCUGCUACUGAUAACUUUUCUGCAAAGAACUAUCUAUCUGAAGGUGGAUUUGGUUCAGUCUACAAAGGUGAACUGAAUGGAAUGAAGAUUGCUGUAAAGCAGCAUAAAAAUGCAAGCUUCCAAGGAGAAAAAGAAUUUAAGUCUGAAGUUCAUGUACUCAGCAAGGCAAGACAUGAAAAUCUGGUUAUGCUAUUAGGUUCAUGUUCGGAGGGAAGACAGAGGCUCCUUGUCUACGAAUAUGUUUGCAACCGUUCUUUGGAUCAGCAUUUAUCAACACAUGCCUCCAGACCUCUCAGUUGGGAUAAGAAGAUCAAGAUCGCCACUGGGGCUGCAAAAGGGUUAAAAUAUCUGCACGAGAACAACAUCAUCCAUAGGGACGUGAGACCAAACAACAUUCUCGUGACGCAUGAUUAUGAAUCCCUGCUGGGAGACUUUGGCCUCGCAAGAACUCAACAUGAGGACCCGGAUCAAUCAUCAGACACAACAAGAGUUGUCGGAACUUUGGGAUAUUUGGCACCAGAAUAUGCAGAAAGUGGAAAAGUGUCAACCAAGACAGAUGUUUAUGCUUUCGGGGUCAUUCUGUUGCAGCUUAUCACAGGAAUGAGGCCUACAGACAAGAAGCUAGGAGGGAAAAGUCUUGUGGGAUGGGCAAGACCACUAUUGAAAGAAAGGAAUUAUCCAGAUUUAAUUGAUCCAAGGAAUGUAGAUGCGCAUGAUGUGCACCAACUAUACUGGAUGGUUCGGGUAGCAGAGAAAUGUCUCACCAGGGAUCCUCAGAAGAGAUUAACAAUGGAUAAGGUAGCAAAUGCUUUAGAUCACCUGAAUGAAGCCAACCAAAUGUGUAUCAUUGGAGACUUCUCCCCAGCACAUUCGGAAUCUGCUGGAAGCGUACCAGACUCUAUUGAGUCACAUGGUGAAGGGGACAAUUACAUUAGUAUAGACAUCACUCCCUCAGGAAGCUACAUGAAUCACACAACCGGAAAACUAUUGCCAAUAUCGCCUUCCCCUCCAUCAACAAGUUCAGAAAGGUCAUGCUUUUCUACUGUGUCAGAGCAAUCCACCUUGGAUAGCAGUGAAAGUGUUGAAGAGAAGAGAUAAAUAACAGAAACAAUGGUACAGUAACUUUCUAGUUGGUGUCCAAACUGGUGAUGGCCUAGUUCAGGACGAUCCAGAUGAGAAUUAGAGAUACAGGGCUGUCUUUGCUGGAACAGCUUUCCGAUCUCUAGAGACUCAGGGAACUAUUUGGCUUGCUUCUUAUUGCCGAAUACUGUGAUAGUUUGAUAUUGAUUUCACAGUGGAUCA
This is a messenger RNA of Argentina anserina (silverweed cinquefoil), 2337 nucleotides long. Its product is annotated as inactive protein kinase SELMODRAFT_444075-like. The coding region runs from base 1 to 2133 and encodes 710 amino acids. The transcript has 9 exons. Gene Ontology annotation, molecular function: protein tyrosine kinase activity; ATP binding. NCBI's taxonomy places the organism in Eukaryota, Viridiplantae, Streptophyta, Magnoliopsida, Rosales, Rosaceae. The record is from RefSeq and is a predicted model, not a curated record. Gene Ontology annotation, cellular component: plasma membrane. Gene Ontology annotation, biological process: protein phosphorylation.